AUGGCCUCACUAGAAAACACCAACCUGGCCGAAAGGAGUGGCAUCACAAGCUCCAUGUGCCCAGAAUGCAAUGGCAAUCAAGAUAGGCCAAACGGGACCUUGAAUCAUCUAGAGGGAGAUAGCUGGCUUUGGAGGGCUGAGAUCUCCAAUGUAUCAUCACCUAUUUUGGCCGCGCAUACGGCCGACGAUUGGGUUCAUGAGUUGGAGCUCGCACCGAUCCAUAUGACCUCGCGGGUUUCAAGCCGGCUAUUCCAUAAACGCCAGGUCAGGGACCCGACCAAUGCCAGCCCUAGUACGGAGAGCUUAUUACAUAGCUUCUCUUCAUCAACUGAGAGUUCACCUACCAGUGUUCCAUCAGGAAAUCAGCUCAGACCAGUCCGAAGUGGAACACCUUUCGUACGCCGCGAUGCCAUUUCGCUUCAAGGAAGUCCCCCUCGACAUUUUCUGGCUGCUAUCUCUGAAGAAGAUGCGCGUCAUCAAGGCCUUAAAUUUCCAUUGCGUAUCGGAGGUCUUUACACCAGCUUAGCAUGA
Penicillium taxi is the source of this 531-nucleotide messenger RNA. RefSeq lists its product as uncharacterized. Lineage: Eukaryota; Fungi; Ascomycota; Eurotiomycetes; Eurotiales; Aspergillaceae. The transcript has a single exon. Bases 1 to 531 code for a protein of 176 amino acids. The record is from RefSeq and is a predicted model, not a curated record.